This is a messenger RNA of Nomascus leucogenys (northern white-cheeked gibbon), 661 nucleotides long. RefSeq names its product cystatin E/M (gene CST6). NCBI's taxonomy places the organism in Eukaryota, Metazoa, Chordata, Mammalia, Primates, Hylobatidae. Gene Ontology annotation, cellular component: extracellular exosome. Gene Ontology annotation, molecular function: cysteine-type endopeptidase inhibitor activity. The record is from RefSeq and is a predicted model, not a curated record.
AGUGUCUUGGCACGCGGGUGCGCGCCGCCCCCUCGGUCUCCUGGGCUCCCUGAACCUCGCAGGACCCCGGAAGCCCCGCCCCAGCUCGGGCCGCGGGGGCACACCGCGGGCGUCGGGCGGGGCGGCCCAGCAGGUAAAAGCUGCGCGGCCGCGGGCUCGGCACUCACGGCUUUGACGGCUCCGACGGCACUGACGGCACUGACGGCCAUGGCGCGUUCGAACCUCCCGCUGGCGCUGGGCCUGGCCCUGGUCGCAUUCUGCCUCCUGGCGCUGCCCCGCGACGCCUGGGCCCGGCCGCAGGAGCGCAUGGUCGGAGAACUCCGGGACCUGUCGCCCGACGACCCGCAGGUGCAGAAGGCGGCGCAGGCGGCCGUGGCCAGCUACAACAUGGGCAGCAACAGCCUCUACUACUUCCGAGACACGCACAUCAUCAAGGCGCAGAGCCAGCUGGUGGCCGGCAUCAAGUACUUCCUGACAAUGGAGAUGGGGAGCACAGACUGCCGCAAGACCAGGGUCACUGGAGACCACGUCGACCUCACAACUUGCCCCCUGGCGGCAGGGGCGCAGCAGGAGAAGCUGCGCUGUGACUUUGAGGUCCUUGUGGUUCCCUGGCAGAACUCCUCUCAGCUCCUAAAGCACAACUGUGUGCAGAUGUGAUAAA